This is a messenger RNA of Oryza sativa Japonica Group (Japanese rice), 2143 nucleotides long. RefSeq names its product calcium/calmodulin-dependent serine/threonine-protein kinase 1-like. The record is from RefSeq and is a predicted model, not a curated record. Gene Ontology annotation, biological process: protein autophosphorylation; intracellular signal transduction; peptidyl-serine phosphorylation. NCBI's taxonomy places the organism in Eukaryota, Viridiplantae, Streptophyta, Magnoliopsida, Poales, Poaceae. Gene Ontology annotation, molecular function: ATP binding; calcium ion binding; calcium-dependent protein serine/threonine kinase activity. Gene Ontology annotation, cellular component: nucleus; cytoplasm.
AUGGGUCUCUGUCAUGGCAAGCCGAGCCAAAUCCCGGAGCCCGAGGCGGAGGAGGCGGCGGCGGCGGCCGGUGUAGCCGUCGCCGGCGCCGCCUCGCCGGGUCCGGCUGCGGCGGCGGCGGCGGCGGCGGCGGCGAAGCCGGGCACGCCGAAGCAGCCGAAGUUCCCGUUCUACCUGCCGAGCCCGCUGCCGGCGUCGAGCUACAAGAGCUCGCCGGCGAACUCGAGCGUGGCGUCGACGCCGGCGCGCGGCGGGUUGAAGCGGCCGUUCCCCCCGCCGUCGCCGGCGAAGCACAUCCGCGCGCUCCUGGCGCGGCGGCACGGGUCGGUGAAGCCCAACGAGGCGCCCAUCCCGGAGGGCGGCGAGACCGAGGUCGGCCUCGACAAGGGCUUCGGCUUCUCCAAGCACUUCUUCGCCAAGUACGAGCUCGGCGACGAGGUCGGCCGCGGCCACUUCGGCUACACCUGCUCCGCCAAGGCCAAGAAGGGCGACCACAAGGGCCACGACGUCGCCGUCAAGGUCAUCCCCAAAGCCAAGAUGACGACUGCUAUUGCCAUUGAAGAUGUCAGAAGAGAAGUCAGAAUAUUGAGUUCGCUGACAGGACACAGUAACCUAGUGCAGUUCUAUGAUGCUUUCGAGGAUGAAGAUAAUGUGUAUAUAGUUAUGGAGCUAUGUAAAGGAGGUGAACUACUGGAUAGGAUUUUGGCAAGAGGUGGAAAAUACUCUGAGGAAGAUGCAAAGGUUGUUAUGGUGCAAAUUUUGAGUGUUGUGUCAUUUUGCCAUCUCCAAGGUGUUGUCCAUCGUGAUCUGAAACCAGAGAAUUUUCUUUUCACCUCAAAGGAUGAAAACUCUGCCUUGAAGGUCAUAGACUUUGGCUUGUCUGACUUUGUGAAGCCAGAUGAAAGACUUAAUGACAUUGUCGGAAGUGCAUAUUAUGUUGCUCCUGAGGUGCUUCAUCGAUCUUAUGGCACUGAGGCAGAUAUGUGGAGCAUUGGAGUGAUUGCCUACAUUUUGCUUUGUGGGAGCCGUCCUUUCUGGGCACGCACCGAAUCAGGAAUAUUUCGAGCUGUGCUGAAGGCAGAACCAAGUUUUGAUGAGGCUCCAUGGCCUACUCUCACUGCCGAAGCAAAAGACUUUGUAAAACGACUGCUUAAUAAGGAUUACCGCAAGAGGAUGACUGCUGCACAAGCUCUCAGUCAUCCGUGGAUCCGAAAUUCUCAACAAGUGAAAAUACCUUUAGAUAUGAUAAUCUACAAGCUUAUGCGAGCUUAUAUCAGUUCGUCUUCCUUGCGGAAGUCCGCUUUGAGGGCCCUAGCUAAGACAUUGACGGCAAAUCAACUGUUCUAUCUAAGAGAGCAAUUUGAAUUGUUGGGUCCAAACAAGAAUGGUUAUAUCUCCUUGCAAAAUUUGAAAACGGCCUUGGUAAAGAAUUCUACAGAUGCAAUGAAGGAUUCUAGGGUUAUUGACUUUGUUAACACGGUGUGCACUCUUCAGUACAGAAAAUUGGAUUUUGAAGAGUUCGCUGCUUCUGCCGUCAGCGUUUAUCAGAUGGAAGCUUUGGAAACAUGGGAGCAGCACGCACGGCGUGCAUACGAGCUAUUCGAUAAGGAGGGCAACCGACCUAUUGUAAUUGAGGAGCUUGCAUCGGAACUUGGACUUGGUCCAUCAGUCCCUCUUCAUGUUGUACUCCAAGAUUGGAUCAGACACGCCGAUGGGAAGCUUAGUUUCCUUGGAUUCAUUAAACUUUUGCACGGAGUUUCUUCGCGAUCGAUCCCGAAAGCCUAAGAUAAAAUCAUUCUUGCAUCAACCAAUGAGGUCAAAUUGAUGGCUAAGCCAAAUUCUCUGGAUGGUGUUCGUUGUGUUGCGCGGUUUGAGGUGGUUGGAGAGGAUGUCUUGAAAAUCAGACAAAAAAAAGAAAGUGACAGUUUGUGUAAGAGGUGAAAAUGUUCUUGCUGCUACUACUUCUACCCCUCCCCUUCGCCACGUCGGAUUGAUGUUGUACUGAAGCUGUGUAGACGAUGUACAGAUGAUGAGGAUAGGAAAAAGAAUAUGGAAGGGUUGAAAAGAUUUGAGACUGGUGUUUGUCAAAGUCUUGCAUUGUAGUAGUGCAUCUUUUGUCUCAAAUAAGACAUUUAACGUCUCA